Molecule: messenger RNA, 2878 nt
Organism: Rhagoletis pomonella (apple maggot)
Lineage: Eukaryota; Metazoa; Arthropoda; Insecta; Diptera; Tephritidae
Product: coiled-coil domain-containing protein 13
Exons: 4
Coding region: 477-2417 (646 amino acids)
Biological process (GO): cytoplasmic microtubule organization; non-motile cilium assembly
Cellular component (GO): centriolar satellite
Source: RefSeq, a predicted model, not a curated record
GAAUCCGUCCAUUGCCAACCGAUUAUUUGCUACGAAUGACGUCUACUUUGUUAUCAUUUUGUUUUCAAGUGUCAUUCGCUGUAUUGCACUAGCAGAAGUACAGGGUGAGAAUAUUUGACAGUGUACAUUACACGUCAUCCGCAACUGUCAACACGCUGGGGGUAGGCAACACUGGUCACGGGCCACUUGACUUCCGAGUUCAUUUCGUUCCAAACCCAUUACGGAUUAAGGUGUUGAAAGAAGAUAACCGGAAAACAAACCACAGCGUCGUCUGUUGAGUUUGAUCCCAGACGGUAACCGGAACUCGAAAAGGCAAAAUUGGAAAUAAGAAUUUAUCAAAUAAUCAUUCACAAUGGAUACUGACAGCAUUUCAAAUUUCGUAACAAAACAACAAAUUCCAAAUAUUUUUGAUCUUUCAGCAGUAUUUGGGGAUAAAAUAGUUAUUUAACAUAAAUACAAAUAUAUUUUUAUACAAAAUGGAAGUUAUACAGAAGUUGGAUCAGGCUACAGUCACUGAUACGCCAAAAGUUAAGCGCCGAUCUAAAGAAAAAAUAACGAAAAUUGUUGAAGGAGCAACCGCAGGCAACGAUGAUGCUGAAGUGGGCACUAAAAAGGUUCCAAGAAUUCAACUUAAAAAAAAAUUGACCGACUUAUCAGCAGAAAAUCAAAACCUAAGCCAGGCUAUUAGCGCGAAAAACGCAGAAAUAUCAGAUCUAAAACGUUCAGUCCAAUCUCUAAAUGAAGUGCUUAACUCAGUGCCUAUUGAUGAACUGCGAUGCAAUUCGUCAAUAGCAAGCUCGAAAUUAUUGGAGCUAAGCAAGAAAAACCGCCAAUUACGUGCCGAGUUAGAAACUACCAAGAACCGUGUUAAUAAAAAGGAAAUGCAAAUACAAAAACUGGAACGUGAGCUAAAACACGUCGAGGAUAGAGCACACAAUGCAGCGGCUGAGACACACAAGGAUGCCUCAGAUGAGCUGCGCGCCAAGCUAACCGCACUACAGCAAAAGUUAUUUGAGACCCGCAAUAAAAAUUCUGAGCUACAAGGUCAACUUAAACUCGCCCAAAAAUGUCUGCAGCAGGAAAUCGGUGAACAUUUCAAUUUAGCUACAAUGGCAGCCCAAGCACAGAACUCUAAUUGGCGUGGUCGCGCACAACAAAUCCUGCAUCUACAACAGAAACUGCAUGAAUUAAAGGAGCGGCUGGAUAUUGUGGACAGGCAUUCCAUGGAUGGACGUCCUAUUCCUUAUGGCUCUGAUGGCAUCACUCAAUCUGAAUCGACACCCACGAGCGCCGCAAAGAGUGUUGGUGGUCGUCCGGGCAGAUAUGAAGAUGCGAAAAUUGCAACGAAUGCAAGUGCCACCUCCUUUGAUCGCUACAAUACAGUCGUGCGGAAGACAGAAAUACUGCAUCGCGCUAAGGUUGAAGGCCUGGAGAAAGAAAUUGUCGCACUUAGAGGGCAAUUGGAGGAACAACGUGGCAAAGUGUUGGCGCUUAAGGUGCGCAACAAAACACUCAAUGACGAUGUGUUGAAAUUUAAGAUAAAAGCCAAUUCGUUGGAGGAGCAAACUGAUUAUAAUGGCUUAAAUUUAGCGAAUAUGAAUGAGAAGAUGAAUGUGCAACGCUAUCACUAUGAAAAUCGCUUGGAAGAGAUGACGCGCCAGUUGAACGAUUUGAAGCGCAUACAUAAGGACGGUGAAUUUCGUGAAGAGGAGCUGCGGGUGAAGUUGGAGAAUAUGGAAAAUUUAGUACAAGGCAAAGAUACGCAUAUUGAAGAGCUUAAUCAGAAUAUAGCGCGUUUGGAAACCGAUCUCAAAGCUUUAGCGGGCGGUUUUCUUUUCUCAUGUCGCGAGCUGCGCAAAGAAGAAUUCAUCACUAUACUCGACGCAUUAGAAGCUGAAAAAAAUCAUUUACUUGAACACAAUAAAACGCUCAUUGCACGCAGCGAACAGGAUCGUAUAAAGAAUGAAGCGCUUCACGAGCAGGUGGCUAAACAAAAGGGGCGCAUAUCACGCUUAGAAUCGCGCAUACGUGAGCUUGAGAAGGAAUUGGAAAUGCAGUCAGAGCGGAAGAAACGUACGCAACGCAUUGCGGACUAUGUAAACAGCGUGAGUUCUUCAGUGUCAUCAAUGGGCACCUUCGUCUUUGAGAGUUCUUCGCUGAAUAAUCUAUCGCAUGCAGCGGUUGAGGAGAUGACACAAGCGCAAAUUUAUCAAAUGAAGCAUGAGCUCGAAUAUGCCAAGGAGAAGCUAAUCUAUUUGACUGAAAAGGUGUUGCAUUUGCAGGAAGAGAAAGAAAAUGAUGCGCGCGCCUUUGCUGAUAUAAUAAACAGUUCAAAAAGUGUUGUGUUGGAUACAAUAUUGAAUAAUCGAAGCAGUGCUUCGCUCUCAGUGGAAAUUAACACUGGCGAAUCGUUAUGAAAUGGGCAUUUACAAGAACAUUCGAAAAUAGGUACGAGAGGAUGUCGCAUGGACAUGGAAUUGUAUAUGUAUACGAUUAUUUUAAAUUUAUACAGAUAUCUGUCAGUUACAUAUAAGCUACCUACAUAAACUGCGAUUAGAAGUUUUGGUUACAGAUAUUUGAAAUUAGCUUAGAAUCGAUUCGCUUAUCAGUACGAGAGCACAUGAUUUGUAGUUUUUAGGUGUGAAUUUGCUACGUAGGUGAGGCUUAAAAUCUAAUUUAGAAAUUAAAAGACUUAGAGAUUGCUCGUAGUAACUUUACGCCUAAAAUGCUACAAAUAGUGAACUCCCCUGAUAUUACUAAUUAUUAUACAAAUUCUUAGUUUUGUGGGCAAUAUUUGCGCAGUCUUUAAAUCUCUUAAUAUCUGAAACAUUUUUGAAUUUUCCGAAAAUUGUAAUAUUCAGGAAUUAUCGAUUUAUAU